Molecule: messenger RNA, 396 nt
Organism: Seminavis robusta
Lineage: Eukaryota; Bacillariophyta; Bacillariophyceae; Naviculales; Naviculaceae
Source: the annotation of a GenBank genome assembly
AUGCAUGACAAGAUACAGGGUUACAUGAAACAACUGCGGAUUGAUCGAGCGAACGGCAUGGCUUACCAGACUGGCUCCGCGAUGGAAAGUGAAGAAACGAACGGUAGGGGGCCAUUGUCGGAGGUAGUUUGUUCGAAAUGUAAUCGGAGAGGACAUAAAGAUGCGAGGAGUGGAUUGUGUCCAAAUAAUGGGAGGAACCGACGUAAGAGGAGUAGGGUGGAUCCCCCCAAUGAAACAUCCGUCGGCGAAGAAGAACAUAACAAUGUUGUUCCUAGGAAUGAAGACGAGGAUAACGAGGAUGGCGCUACGAAUGAAAUUUCGCUCAUAGAUAACAUUCCCCUCACAAGCGAUCCACGAAUCGCGGAGCUGUCGGAAUCGCUAGCAAAUGACAGUUGA